Molecule: messenger RNA, 1924 nt
Organism: Brienomyrus brachyistius
Lineage: Eukaryota; Metazoa; Chordata; Actinopteri; Osteoglossiformes; Mormyridae
Product: tigger transposable element-derived protein 6
Exons: 2
Coding region: 46-1560 (504 amino acids)
Cellular component (GO): nucleus
Molecular function (GO): DNA binding
Source: RefSeq, a predicted model, not a curated record
GCUUCCGGUUAAGUCCCUAAGGGAAACGCCGCAUGCACAGAAAACAUGACGGGAAAAAGAAAAUCAUUUUCUCUUAAUGACAAACGUAGACUCAUCGAAGCUUACGACAAACUACCAAAAAUGAGCCAACGAGCUGCAGCAAGGAAACUUGGUAUUCCUCAGGCUACUUUGUGUACUCUUCUCAAACGGCGACAAAUAGUCCCGGCUGCUAAUAAUGGAGACAGAAGACGAAUCCGCUCGGGGAAAGCACCCGUGGUUGAAGCUGCGCUUGUUAAGUGGAUUGAUAAUGCUAAGUCAUGUAAUGCUCCCCUAAGCGGCCCCUUGGUGAAGGAAAAAGCAGAAGAAUUGGCAGCAAAACUGGGAGAGGACAAUUUCAAAGUUUCCAUUGGCUGGUUUGAGCGAUUUAAAAAGAGAGAGAACAUUGUUUUUAAGAAACUGCAUGGGGAGGCUGCUGAAGCUGACAUGGUGUCACCUGGUGAAUGGCUUGAGGACCAGUGGCAACAGAUGAGACAAGAAUACACAGAGGAAAACAUUUGGAAUGCAGCUGAGAGUGGAAUUUAUUUUCGAGCACUACCUCACAGUACUUUUACCUUUAGAUCUGACAAUAAAAUAGGUGGGAAGAAACUUAAGGAAAGGAUCACCGCUCUCUUCGCCUGUUCUGCUGUCGGGGAAAAGAAGGAACUUUUUGUUAUUGGCAGAAGUCAUAACCCCCGCUGUUUCAAUUAUGUGCACACACUUCCUGUGAGGUAUGCAGCCAGUGCUCCUGCAUGGAUGACUCGCAAUCUCUUUGUGGGGUGGUUGAAGGAAUGGGAUCGAAAAUUGGCCCAAGAGAGAAGGAAAAUUCUGCUGCUUGUUGACAGUUCUCCAGCGCAUGACAUGACAAACACUACACUGAGAAACAUCCGAGUUGAGUUUCUGCCGAAGAACGCAACCUCCUUCCUCCAGCCAUGUGACCAGGGGAUCAUCAGAACAGCUAAGGCUUAUUUUCGCAAGGAGAUGGCACGCACUGUAUUGCAGAAAGUUGAUGAGGGGAGCCCAGCUACUGCUGUAGAUAUAGUAAAAAAAAUCAGUCUCCUGGAUGCUGUUCUCAUGCUACGGGAUGCCUGGGCUGAUGUCGGGGCCUCCACAAUAAGAGAUUGCUGGAGGAAAGUAGGUCUGGUCAUGUCGCUAAAGGAGGAACUGGAAACUAUUGAUCCACCUGCUGAGAUCAGCGCUGAGGAGUUUGAACACUGGAUUGCAGUUGAUGACAGUACACCUGUAUCAGAGCCUGUUACCGAUGAUGACAUCAUCGCGGCGGUGAAAGAGGGCUUCGGUAUGGGUACCGAUACCAGUGAUGAGGAGGAGGAAAAAGUGGAGACUGUGGUGCCGUCCCGGGCAGAGAUGAGGAAUGCAAUCCGCAUUUUAAAGACUGGUCUGCCCCAUGUGGGUUUCAACAAUUUUGACCUGUUACAUCAAUUUGCAAAAGAAGUAAACUUGGUUUUGGACAAAACCACGAUCCGAAUUUGUGAAAUGACUUACCCACAUGUCACAGAGCCGAUACAUAAAACAGAGGUAGCCUGAUUUUUUAGUUAUUGCAGAAGACAUUAUGAAUUAGUUUGAUUUCAAAUUCUGCUACCUUUUCUGUAUUGACAGCCUACAGCUUAUUUUCAGUUCUGUUAAAAAUUGAGAAAUGCCAUGGCUUAUUUGCAAUACUGAUGUACAGUACUGUGUUUUGUAAACCACACAAUACUUUUAUGUUUUAUGCUAUAGCGAAAUAAUGAUUAGAAUUGCAUUAGGGUAUAUUUUGUAUACAGUACUCUACUGUUUUAAUGUGUUUGAAUUAUACACAGUUCAGUAGUUUAAUUUGUACAGUACUGUAAUUUUGAAAAGUACUGGGAACAGCUGUACUGUAUUUUGCAAGAGUCAAUAAAAUUCAGUAAAUAGU